Molecule: messenger RNA, 1794 nt
Organism: Penicillium salamii
Lineage: Eukaryota; Fungi; Ascomycota; Eurotiomycetes; Eurotiales; Aspergillaceae
Source: the annotation of a GenBank genome assembly
AUGGCCAUUAUCGACGUAUCCAAAUUUCUUUCCUACAAGUACGACUAUAUAAUUGUCGGCGGGGGAACAGCGGGCCUCCUUGUCGCCGCCCGCCUCACUGAGAACCCAAACAUCUGCGUGGGAGUCAUUGAGGCUGGUGAAUCCAAAGCAGGAGACACAAAUAUUGACUCCCCGGCUCAAUUGGGGAACACACUCCACAACCCAGAAUACGACUGGAUGUAUCACUCAACUCCACAAGCCGGAACAAACUAUAGAGUGCAUCAUGUGCCCCGCGGCAAGCUUCUUGGAGGCUCUAGCGGAAUCAACUACAUGGCAUACUGUCGACCGGCGGCACAAGAUAUCGACCUGUGGGAGAAUCUUGGAAACAAAGGGUGGUCAUGGGCUGAACUUCAACCCUGCUACCUCAGAAGCGAGUCGAUCGAUGAGUCGGGCCAAGGCAAACCUGCUCAGAAGUCAGACAUAUACAAUAUCCACCCAGACUCGCAUGGUCACUUAGGGCCUGUCAAAACUUCAUUUCCAUAUCGCAGAGAACCUUAUGAGGAUCGCAUGAUUGAUGCAUUUGACGAGAUCUCAGGAGUUUCUAGACCAGACGAUCCUUGGAAUGGAGCUCCUCUUGGACAAUAUGGCCGUCUAUCAACAGUUGAUCGAGAGCACGGACCAUCCAGAAGUUAUAGUGCAUCUGCAUUCCUUGCUCCAAAUCUUAGACGCGAAAACUUGAAGAUCUUGGAGUAUGCAACAGCUUGCAAGAUUAUGCUCGACGUGGCGACUCUUACUGCGUACGGUGUUGAGCUACUUUGUGCUGGUGGUACCUACCAGGUAUUUGCGAACGAGAUCAUUUUAUCGGCGGGCUCAAUCGGAAGUCCACAAAUUUUGGAGCUCUCUGGCAUUGGCGACCCGGAGAUUCUCAGCAAUAAUGCAAUUGAGUGCGUACUGGCUCUUCCGGAAGUGGGCAAGAAUCUCCAAGAACACCCAAUGACGUCUCUUACGUAUGCGCUUGACAUGAGCCGGUCUCCUCACAGUGAUUUGCAUCUAUCCAACGAGUAUCAAGAGUGUGAAACAUCAGAUGGAGAGAGCUUGAUGGCAUUUUUACCCUACCCGGGCUUGGUAUCUCCCGCCGAAUUGUCAGAAACAAUCUCCCAGAUUAGGGACUACACAUGGCUAGCGGAGCCUGAGCGAGAAAGCAUCAUUUCGCGCCUGCAAGAUCCCUCGUCCGGAGAUGUGCAGUUUAAUGGUACCGCCAUGUAUAUUGAUAUUGAAUCUGGACAUGGAAACCAAAGCAAGCUCGUUCGCAAUGUAUCAGGGGACAAAUAUACUUACUACACCUACCUUGUCACCAUCACAAACACAAUGUCCCGAGGAAGUACCCAUAUCAAAUCUGCCGAUCCUCGCAUGGCUCCUUCUAUCGAUCUUGGACUCUUGAACGCACCCACCGACGUGGACCUUCUGGCUGCGGGUCUGCAAUUCGUGGACCGCGUGUUCUCGUCAAAGCAUAUCUCCGACCAGGUAGUUGAGCGCGUUGUUCCAAGGCCAGGGAUUGAUCUUGGAGAUCGCAAACAAGCUCGUCAAUUUGUUCGAAAUUGGACGACUUCGUUCAAUCAUGCUCUUGGCACUUGUAGCAUGGGUCGUGUUGUGGAUGAACGUCUGCGAGUGAAGGGCUGUCAUAGACUAAGGGUUGUUGAUGCCAGCGUGAUACCUACUAUGAUAAGUGGUAAUGUGAUGGCUACGGUGUAUGCAGUUGCCGAGAAAGCCUCCGACAUUCUUAAGGAAGAUCUGGACUCUUCCCGCGUGGGUUGA